AUUAUGUAUUAUAGUCUACCAUUCAUAAUUUAUUUUCUUUAUGGAGGAAGAUUUUUGUAUCGUAAUCUGUGAUAGAAUAAUUGCAGAGUCUCGGUGAACCGCAAGAAACCUUAAAGAAAAACAUAGGAUUGACCAACUUGUAAAGUGUCUGUCUAUCUACUAUGGAUAAAGAAUCAUCAAAAUCGUUAUUUUCUCUGCAGCGCUGUCCUAAUAUAUAUCGAAUUAACUUAGAGUCCUCUAGUUUAAAUGAAGUUCUUUCAGUUUUCGUGGACGAAAUAUUACUGGGUUGUUGUUCAUCAGCAGCAGAAUCUGUUCUUGUUGAAUACCUCACUAGCAUAGUGGAGCCAAUCGGAUGGAAAGCUGUCUGGAGGUCAACUAGAAAAUCUUCUAUUGUUGAUUCAGAGCUAGAUUUCAUAGUGGAAGUUGUGAAUGUGAGUUUACAAAAGUUAGAGGCUGAUGUGCUUGUGAAAUCAGUAAUCGGAGCUGACCUCAACCAGAUACAGUGGAUUCAGCAAGAAGUUAAAAAGUGUUCUUGUGUUGCUGUACCAUUAGUUGAAUUGUUUGUAAUCAGUGAAGAGGACGAUGAUGAAGUGUAUCUUAAAACAGCACUUGCUAUCGAGCAUGUUCGAUUCUUUUUAUUGUAUUUGCAACGACCUUGGGAUGGAGAGGAAGAUGUCAAAUAUACGGAAGACAUUUUAAAACCUCGACUGCAGCUUUACUUUGACAUGAAGAAUAACAUUCUGCCCAAACCCAUGAUAUCCAAGAUAAAAAUGAUUCUGAAGCAAGCAACCAAAGUGCAGAGAGAGAUCAACCUAAUGUAUUCUGAAAUGAAUGUGAGUGAUUCUGAAGCUGAAAUCAAUGAAGAAGACUUUAUGAGGACAAUUGAAUUGAAAGAAAGACUCAAUGAACUGCAAACUAAAAUGGAAAUGUUGGAGAAUCCAGUAAUUAGGUCUUAUGUAAAAAAGAAAUACACCCCAGGGAAACUCAUUAAACGAAGAUACAACAGCGGCGUUCAAAAACCAGUUACUUAUAUUGUUGCUAAGCAAUUUACACUUGAUAUGAUUCAAAAUUUAUCUGUUGAUUCUAAUGGGAUUCUGGAAUUCGAACAUAAUCCUGAAACUGCUUUUAAAUCCAGUUCUGCUGGAGAUAAAAUUAUAAUUUUUCCCGGUACCUACAUAUGUGAUACUUUAGGAUGGGUUGAAGAGCCUAUAACAGUUCAAGGAGUUGGAGGAGAUUGUAAGGAGAUUGUGCUUGAAGCAACAGGCAACAGUGAUGUCUUCUUAAACUGUUGCACCAGAAUUAUAGAAAUUGAGAAUGUCUUAUUAAGAGUGAAGAAGGAUCUGCUGAGCGCUGUAGUUGUCCAUCAUGGAAAACUUCACAUGAAAGGAUGCAUUGUUGACAGUAAUGCUUCUGAUCAUGGAAUAUUGCUGCUGGGAGGUGCAGAAGCAGUCUUGCAAGACACCAUUGUUUGUAAUUCUAAGAAAGAUGGUAUCCAAAUGAAAUCUUUAAGUUCGUUACACUUACAGUCUUCAAAUAUUGAGCGCAAUGAAAGGUAUGGACUGCAUGUAGACGCAGAAGGUGAAUAUUCAACUGAAAGCUUCACUGAAGUGCUGAUUUCUGAUUCUUACAUAACUCAAAAUGGUUCUUAUGGAAUGUUCUUGAACAAUGUCCCAAUGACAGACAUAUCAUUGCAGAGACCGAGUGGCGAUUUCACGAUUCUCAUUUUGUUUCCGUGGUUAAGACAUGCUGUUGAGAAGAGUGGUAUUGGUAAUAACGGAGAAAAAGGUAUUGGCGUCUCCUCGACCUGCAAAAGUAAUGUAUUCAAGGCAAGACCUUUUCAAGAAGAGUUGCCUAAACCGGAAGAGCUUAACUAUUCAGCCUUAAGUGAGCUUCUAAACGCGGUUAACUUGAGCAUGGAACGGGAAACACAGCAUCUCUACAAUUAACAUUCACCCCUUUGCCUUCAAGUUGUAUAAUAAAAACCAGAAUUCAAGAAGUUGAUAUAAACAGAUUUUUCGAGAAUCUAUGAAAGAAAAUUCUUUAAAAUUAUAUUGAUUAACUAAUAUUAUAUUUUCAUGUAACUAUUUUUCUAUAAACAGUGAUUGAUUUUUUUUUCAUUCAUGUUUUUAUAACUGUGCAGUAUUUUUAUAAGUAAAUAGUGUAAUGUGAGACACCGAAAAUUUCAGUAUUGAAUAAUGAAAAUGUUAUGCAUUUCUCUUUUCAUAGCUGCCAACUCUACUGGAUUUUGCCAAUUUCUCCCGCUUUACUCGUCUAAUCCAAUCUCUCCCGGUUUUUUUACAUUUUAGAAAAGUCCCUAAAAUUAAGUUUCCUAAAAAAUCCCUAUUGAAAUAGAAUUUUUCACAGUUUAUUGCUUGCUUGAAUAUCUAAAUUGGUGUUACGUAAUAAAGCGAGCUUCAUUUAUAGUAUUCAAUAUAAAGCUUUUUUUCUUAUUUAAAAAUAUCGUGGUUUAUUUUUAUUUGGAUUCUCUUUUUUUAAAUUAUUUAAAGCAUCUUUAAACUAUCAGUAAGAAAUUACUAUUAAAAAUUGUGAUUUAGCAUAAGUUAAAAGCAUUUCGUUUAAUGUCAAUCAUAACUGGUAAAUAUAAAAUUUUUGUAUUUUGAUGACAAUAAAAAUCCCUGUAUGUAAAAUAUUUGGUAUAUUAUGCAGCAAAUAUCAUGAAAUUUAUGUUUUGUGAAAUCUACAGUAUUUUUUCCAGUCCAUAUUGGCAGCAAUGCUCUUUUGUACUUUCUUCCUACUUUACUAUUUCAGUUUUUAUUUUUUUGCAGUCUUUAUUUUUUUGCAUGGAGAACUAUUAUAUUUUUGCCCUUUUUUAUACUUUUUAAUUUGGUACGGUAGCAUAACAUUUCAAUUUUUUUUUUCUGUAAAAUACAGUAUUAUUAAAAAUUUGUAGAUUUUUCACGCAUUUUUAUUGUGUAUGAAUUUUAGAAAAAUAGAAUGUUCUCUCUGUAUCUGCUACUUUCACAAGAUCUGACCAGUAGUAAUUUGACAAGAAAUUUUGGUAUAAAUUGAAAGUUUCCUAGUUUUUGUGUAAUUUUCGGAAAUUUGAUGAUAUUUGGAAAAUUUGGUUUAAAAAAAAAAACUUUAUUAAAUUUUUUAUUUUUUUUUAUUUAUUUAUUUAUUUAUUUUUUUUGGACUUUAACAGGGUUCUUAUAGUCUUUAAAUUCCUUGAAGUCGUUUAGUAAUUCUUUAAAAUGAAACAUUUUGACAUCAAAAAUUUUUCAAGUUACAUUUAAUUAGUGAAAUCAUGGG
Messenger RNA from Parasteatoda tepidariorum (common house spider), 3270 nucleotides. It is a transcript of the gene nesd, whose product is annotated as SHC binding and spindle associated nessun dorma. Gene Ontology annotation, biological process: spermatogenesis; male meiosis cytokinesis. Lineage: Eukaryota; Metazoa; Arthropoda; Arachnida; Araneae; Theridiidae. The record is from RefSeq and is a predicted model, not a curated record.